Molecule: messenger RNA, 5628 nt
Organism: Coregonus clupeaformis (lake whitefish)
Lineage: Eukaryota; Metazoa; Chordata; Actinopteri; Salmoniformes; Salmonidae
Product: insulin receptor-like
Exons: 20
Coding region: 1130-5203 (1357 amino acids)
Biological process (GO): multicellular organism development; positive regulation of MAPK cascade; protein autophosphorylation
Cellular component (GO): insulin receptor complex; membrane; axon
Molecular function (GO): insulin receptor activity; insulin receptor substrate binding; ATP binding
Source: RefSeq, a predicted model, not a curated record
AGGUGGGAAUCUGAGAGAGGUGCCGUAUACGGUAAUCGAAGUUUUUCCACAUAGCAGUUUAUUACGCCAUUAAGUUUGUUUACCUCAUAUUUCUGAUUCUUACAGCGGUUAUUUACUUUAUUUAAUCGCCGGUUUUGAAGCUUCGUUAGUUUUUGAUAUUAGCUGUUUUGCUAGAUAAUCUGAAGACUGGAGUUCUCACACUUCGAAGCAAUGUGCUGGAACCAGGGGCUAUUAUUUGUUUAGUGGCUAAACGUAACGUUCGCUGUAUCUUUUUUUUGUUUGGGUGUUUUCAUUUUGUCGUGGGCUGGCUGUAGCGACUGAAGCAGUUCAGAGGAAGGUCGUUGAAAAAUAUAUCCACGUUUUUCCUGCACGUAUCCAAAGUUCCUGGGAUGUGUUCACAUUUCUCUUCUCACGUUUUAAAACGAGGUGUUUUUCCUUUGAUACGGUGAAGUGCAAUACUUGGAAGUGCAUGAAACACUCAGCGACCUGUGGAUUACAGCAAGCUAGCCAACUCUCCAACUCGCGUUAGCUAGCUUCUUGGGUCUAUAGAAGUUCGGCUACAUAACUGGAUUUUUGGAAAGAAGAGGACACACAUAUUUCUAAAUUACCAAGCAUUUAUCUUAAAGAAUUGCUUUAUGAUACGAAAAUACUGUCUCUGGGUGCCUUUCAACAUUGGAACCUCGUUUAUCGUGGAAUGAGCCCUUGGCUAGUAGUAGUAGUAGGAUCCAACGGGUACCUCCUAUUUACUAGUUUAGCUAGCGGUGUGGGAUUUCUUUUUCUCGGAUCGGAAGACUGUUAUAUCAAACAGAUGAAAGUGAACUAUCCCAUACAAUUGUGGAAAAUGACGAUUUUUAUUCGCCAACGUGUCGCCAGAACCCACGAUCACGUUAUUUAGUGGUCAUUUUCAGGGAGAACCGAAAUCACAAAGUUAGCUGAGAAGACAUUGCUGUUAAGAUACCACGUUGGACCCCCGGCCCCUUUUUAUGGGGGCAAACUGGACUACCUAGUUUGCUAACUUGUUUUCUCUUUCUGAAUACUUUUUUUUUGUAUUGGAUUUCUUAGAAACACAUCUUAAACGAAUUUUGGAUAUCGUCGAAACACACAAAAAGAGAACACAAUCGAAGUCACAAUGCGGCUUGGGAACUCAGCGGUUGUUUUGGUUACUUUUAUCUACAUUGUAUGCCAGUGUGUCCUAACAAAUGGAGAAAUCUGUCAGAGUAAGGACAUCCGUAACAACGUGACCAACCUGCAGUUGUUAGAGAACUGCACAGUAAUCGAGGGCCACCUGAAGAUCCUCCUCAUGUUCAAGGCCAAGCCCGAGGACUUCAAGGGCCUCAGCUACCCCAAGCUGACCGUGGUCACCGACUUCCUCCUCCUGUUUAGGGUCUACGGUCUAGAAUCGCUCAGCGACCUGUUCCCCAACCUGACGGUGAUCCGAGGCAACAACCUGUUCUUCAACUAUGCCCUGGUUCUGUUUGAGAUGGUGGACCUGAAGGAGCUGGGGCUACACAGCCUCAUGAACAUCACCCGGGGAGCCGUGAGGGUGGAGAAGAACCCGGACCUCUGCUACCUCUCCACCCUGGACUGGUCCAAGAUCCUGGACACGGUGGAGGACAAUUACAUCAUGGCCAAUAAGAACGACCGGGAGUGUGGGGACGUGUGUCCGGGCACAGCCCAUGGGAAGACCACCUGUCCUCAGACUACCAUCAACGGACACUUUGGAGAACGCUGCUGGACUCAGAACCACUGCCAGAGAAUGUGUCCCUCCACCUGUAAGCAUCGGGCCUGUACCCAGCAUGGCCACUGCUGCCAUGACCAGUGUCUGGGGGGCUGCUUGGAGGCAGGCAACGCCAGCAGCUGUGUGGCCUGCCAGAACCUCCAGCACCAGGACACCUGCGUAGACCGCUGUCCCCAGGGAUACUACACCUUCAAGGGCUGGCGAUGUGUCUCUCUCUCCUUCUGCCAGGACCUCCACAAUCAGUGCAAGAAUGGAAAGAGCAGCGACUGCCACGAGUACGUCAUCCACAACAAAGCCUGCAUCCCAGAGUGCCCCUCAGGAUACACCACCAUCAACUCUACCACGUUGAACUGUACCCCGUGUGCAGGGCUGUGUCCUAAGAUGUGUACGGGGCUGAAGACAGUGGACUCUGUGACAGCAGCCCAGGCUCUGAGAGGAUGCACUGUGCUCAACGGCAGCCUGAUCAUCAAGAUCCGUGGAGGGAACAACAUAGCAGCAGAGCUGGAGGCUAACCUGGGUCAGCUGGAGGAGAUAACAGGCUACCUGACCAUCAAGAGAGCCUAUGCCCUCGUCUCUCUCUCCUUCCUCCGCAAGUUACACAUCAUCCGAGGGGAGACCUUGACCCAAGAUGGGAACUACUCGUUCUACGCGCUUGACAACCAGAACCUGCGUCAGCUGUGGGACUGGAACAAACAUAACCUGACCAUCCUCCAGGGGCGCAUGUUCUUCCUUCACAACUCCAAGCUGUGCAUGUCUGAGAUCCGCAAGAUGGAGGAGGUGACGGGCACCAAGGGGAGAGACAUCAAGAAUGAAAUCGCCGGCAGGACCAAUGGAGACCAGGCCUCCUGUGAGAACCAGGUCCUGAAGUUCACCACAGUGCGCACGCAGUCAGACAAGAUCCUCAUCAAGUGGGAACCGUUCUGGCCGCCGGACUUCAGAGACCUACUAGGCUUCAUGGUCCUCUACAAAGAGGCGCCUUAUAAGAAUGUGACAGAGUUUGAUGGCCAGGAUGCGUGUGGCUCUAACAGCUGGGUGAUAGCUGACGUAGACCCUCCACCCCGGGCCACGGAGGGGGAGCCUGGCUACCUCAUCCAUACUAUAAAGCCCUAUACCCAGUACGCCAUCAUGGUCAAGACCCAGCUCUCCGCCUCAGAUGAACACCAGGUCCUCGGGGCCAAGAGUGAGAUCAUCUACGUCCGCACCAAUGCCACCAAGCCGUCAGUGCCGCUGGACCCCAUCUCCUCAUCCAACUCGUCCUCUCAGAUCAUCCUGAAGUGGAAGCCCCCCACGGACCCCAAUGGCAACAUCACUCACUACCUGGUGUUCUGUCAGCAGCAGCCCGAGGACAGCGACCUCUACAAGUUUGACUACUGUCAAAAAGGAAUGAAGCUGCCGUCGCGGGCGCCCACCCAUCUAGACACUGACGAGGAGCAAAAGUGGAACCAGACAGAUGAGUCUGGGCCAGGGAGCCACUGCUGUGCCUGCCCCAAAACAGACACCCAGCUCAAGAAGGAGGCUGAAGAGUCUGAGUACCGCAAAACCUUCGAAAACUACAUCCACAACGAAGUGUUUGAAGUCAGACCGUCUCGUCGGCGCCGCUCAGUGGGCGUGGCCAACGCCACCCUUCCGCGCUUCCUGACCACUCCCCCCACGCUGCCCAACGCGUCCACCACGCCCAGCCCAGAGGGCGAGGGGGCGGAAGGCUCCAAGGUGACGCUGGUGGUGUACGCCAAGGAGUCGACGGUCAUCUCCAACCUGCGCCACUUCACCAGCUACCAGAUUGAGAUCCAUGCCUGCAACCACCCCACAGACCCCCAACGCUGCAGCAUGGCUACCUACGUCAGCGCCCGCACCAUGCCUGAGAAGAAAGCUGAUGACAUUGUGGGCCAGGUGACCCAUGAGAUGGUGUCGGAGCACCCAGACUCUGUCCACAUCAAGUGGCUGGAGCCCAAAGCCCCCAAUGGCAUGAUCAUCCUGUACGAAGUCAACUACAAGAGGUUGGGAGACCUUGAGGAGCUGCAUCACUGCGUGUCCAGGAAGACUUACACCCAGAUUGGAGGCUGCAGGCUGAGAGUGGUGCAUCCUGGGAACUACACCGUGAGGAUCCGUGCCACGUCGCUGGCAGGAAACGGCUCCUGGACCGAACCCACCUUCUUCUUCAUGCCCGAUGAGGACACCAGUUCACUGAAGAUUAUCAUUGGCCCAGUCAUCUGCUUUAUCCUGCUGCUAUUCGUAGGAGGCGGAGUCUUCAUGAUCUUCAAGAAGAAACAAACUGAGGGACCCACUGGACCUCUGAUCGCCUCGUCCAACCCAGAGUACCUGAGCGCUAAUGACGUGUACGUGCCUGAUGACUGGGAGGUGGCGAGGGAGAAGAUCAACAUCCUGAAGGAGCUGGGUCAGGGCUCGUUUGGCAUGGUCUACGAGGGCAUCGCCAAAGACAUCGUGAAGGGCGAGCCGGACACACGCGUGGCGGUGAAGACGGUCAACGAGUCGGCCAGUCUGAGAGAGAGGAUAGAGUUUCUCAACGAAGCGUCUGUCAUGAAGGCCUUCAGCUGCCACCACGUGGUGCGUCUGCUGGGGGUGGUGUCUAAAGGCCAGCCCACUCUGGUGGUGAUGGAGCUGAUGACCCACGGGGAUCUGAAGAGCUUCCUACGCUGCCUCAGACCAGACUCUGAGAAUAACCCCACAGGGAAACCCCCUCCCACACUGAAGGAGAUGAUUCAGAUGGCGGGGGAGAUAGCAGACGGCAUGGCCUACCUCAACGCCAAAAAGUUUGUCCACAGAGAUCUGGCCGCCAGGAACUGCAUGGUGGCUGAGGACAACACCGUCAAGAUCGGAGACUUUGGAAUGACCAGAGACAUAUAUGAGACGGAUUACUACCGUAAGGGAGGGAAGGGUCUGCUUCCUGUCAGGUGGAUGGCUCCUGAGUCUCUGAAGGACGGAGUGUUCACCGCACAUUCAGACUGCUGGUCGUUUGGUGUGGUGUUGUGGGAGGUCAGCACCCUAGCAGAGCAGCCUUACCAGGGCCUGUCCAACGAACAGGUCCUCAAGUUCGUCAUGGACGGAGGAUACCUGGACAGACCAGAGAACUGUAUUGAGAGGAUCCACAACCUGAUGACGAUGUGCUGGCAGUACAACCCCAAGAUGCGUCCCACCUUCCAGGAGAUCAUCGAGAUGUUGAAGGAGGACGUUCACCCCAGCUUCCAGGAGGUCUCCUUCUUCUACAGCGAGGAGAACAAGCUCCCCGAGACAGAGGAGUUUGACUUGGACCUGGAGAACAUGGAGAGCAUCCCACUGGACCCGUCAUCCUACUCCCAGAGAGACGACAGCGACAGUCUAUCCAGAGACAAUGGACCCAGCCAGAGCCUAAGGGGCAACUACGAGGAACACGUGCCCUACACGCACAUGAACGGUGGCAAGAAAAACGGACGAAUCUUAUCAUUACCCAGAUCCAGCCCUUCCUAACAUUUCCUAAGGUUUUCCUCCUCCUCUUUUCACCCCUUCAUUCUAUGCUUUCAAACUAUUUUAAUGCAGAAGCCCUUCAAAAAAACUGAUCUCAGGACAUGUAUUUUCUUCCCCACAGCUGCCAAGCAUGGUGGAACACGGGAUGCAAACAUUUUGGUAUAUGUUGAAAGACAUUUUUGCAUUUAUCCAGAAUCAUCUACUACAACUUUCUACUAUCUUUAUUUUGUUUUCACUAUUGCCAAGUUUCCAGGACUGGUUGAUGGAAAAAGAAAAAAAACUGUGAACAUUCUUAUUUCUCUCCUUCUCUCUUUUUCUCCAGGCUGUCCCAUCUCUUCCAUUCUCUUGUUUUGUUUUUCAAGUGAAAACCUUUUCAGAUAGUGGCCUUUUUAUACGUGGCCUGUAAACAAAGAGAAGUGUCUAUCAAU